This is a messenger RNA of Thunnus maccoyii (southern bluefin tuna), 1231 nucleotides long. Its product is annotated as poly(U)-specific endoribonuclease-C-like. Bases 97 to 969 code for a protein of 290 amino acids. The transcript is spliced from 7 exons. Gene Ontology annotation, molecular function: RNA endonuclease activity. NCBI's taxonomy places the organism in Eukaryota, Metazoa, Chordata, Actinopteri, Scombriformes, Scombridae. The record is from RefSeq and is a predicted model, not a curated record.
CAUGAUUGACGCCUCAGAUAACUGUCCGCUUAAAACGGCAGUUUUUCUGAGAGGAUGUGAGAAGUCAGUGUGAAUUUUCCCCCACUGAACGAAAACAUGGCAAGAAGCCAAGGGGCCAACCAGGAGCUUACCGAGGUGCUAAACCAACUCUGGCGCCUAGAUACCAACCGUCUCAGGCCAGGGACCGAUUACAUCAUUUCCCUCCAGGGGAGAGCAGGUUAUGUGGCUCAGGGCAGCAACUACGCCAGAGACAAGGCCAGAGCGCCACUCUUCACAUAUGUCAACGAGGACAAACUGAAGAGUAUCAAGACUUAUGCUCAUUUCAUCAACUUGCUGGACAACUACGAGAUGUCUACGGGUGUAUCAGAGACGGUUACAUCAGAGGAGCUCAAAGAGAACAGGCUCUUUAUCGACGCCAUAAUGGAGACAGACAUCAUGAAGUGUGCUCACAAGUAUCUGGUCAGGAAGGGACAGUCGCCAUCAGACGUGUCGCAGUUCAAGAGACAGCUGUAUGACAUCUGGUUCCGCCUGUACCACAGAGAUAGAAGCGGAGGUGAGGAUUCCUGCGGAUUUGAACACGUGUUUGUUGGAGAAACCAAGUUCGGCCGGGAGGUCAUGGGUCUUCACAACUGGAUCCAGUUCUACCUUCAGGAGAAGCACAAUCACAUUGACUACAAAGGCUACAAAGCCAGAGACAGCAAAGAUACUCCAGAUGAAGACGACCACGUCCUGAACCUGCAGUUCAGCUGGAAGGGUUUGGUGAAACCGAUUGGUGGCUCCUUCAUCGGAGUUAGUCCUGAGUUCGAGGUAGCUCUCUUCACCAUCAUCUUCCUCAUGUCGACUGAGAAGAUGACAUCUGUGGUGGUGAAAGUGGAUGAGUACGUGCUGGAGCUGGUCGUCUAUCGUCACGGGCAAUCUAUCGGCACGUCUUACCCCAAACUGCGUAGCAGCAACAACAGGGAUUUGUAAUAUCACACUACCGCAGCUGUCAGCUGUUGUGUAAGAUUUACAUGUUUUUGUUUACUUCAUUUCUAUGCAGUAUAACCCUAAAACCAAUCUGGAUCAGGUUCUCUUUGCACUAAACAUCAGGCUUAAACUAUCUAUAAUGAGAAGAGGUUUUAGCCUAAACCUCCUGAUCUAGGUUGUCUUAAUAGAAGGAAUAUAGAUUAUUGUUAAUCACAUUUCUGUCAUAUUCUGUAUGCAUUUAUUGAAUAAAUAAAACUUCUUUGUU